UCUACAGAUUGUAUUACAAAAAGAAACAUCAUGAUUGUUGUUUCUCAUAACAGGGAAUUAAUGUUUGAUGUAUUGUACAUGUUGUUCGCCAUUGGUGUACCAGAAUAUUCGUGCGAGUCAAAAGGAUUUGUGUAUAUUGGUGCAACUAGAGGACAAUAUUUGAAUAAAACACAUGAGCCUAAUAUGUUGGCUUGUGCUAGAAAAUGCCUGGAGACUACCGCACAGCUUCACGGCUGUAAGGCUUCUAGUUUCAAUUCCGAUGAAAAGACUUGCAGGCUUUUAUUGACAAUGAACAGCACUUCAGCAGAAGAUACCAUACAGCCGCAUCAUAACACUUGGCAGACUUAUAAAAUGACGCAAUGCAUCGACGGAUGGCUACGCUGGAAAAGCGCCUGUUAUAAAAUAUAUACAGAUGUAGCAAACUGGACUGUUGCUAAGCGACAGUGCAGAGACAUUGGUGCGCAUCUAACGGCUCUUGGAGAUCCAGAAGAAGCAAAGUUCGUAUGGAAGAAAAUUGUGCUUGUACAAGCGACUGGAAAUGUAUUUCUCGGAGGUCGUGACAUUGAAGAAGAAACAAUAUGGCGAUGGGAAGAUGGCGAUGAAGAUAUUCAGAAUGAUAACCUUGUGCCGCUGGAUAAUUCAAUUAAUGACUGGAGGGAAGGGGAACCAAACAAUAUGGGAGAAGAAGAUUGUCUCAUUGUAGAGCGUGAAGGGACAUGGAAUGACGCUAAGUGCGACAUUGAGCUUCCUUUUAUUUGUGAAUAUCAUCUUUGAGCUGCAUAACCGUGUGUGAAUUAUUUUCAUUAAGGGAUUCAGUGACGAACAUAACCCAUGUUGAUUUAUGAUGACUGGUUUUAAUCAUAUUUAUGUGAACACGGUGACUUGAAACCACCCGACCUGGAGGUC
This is a messenger RNA of Ruditapes philippinarum (Manila clam), 906 nucleotides long. RefSeq names its product C-type lectin domain family 4 member E-like. NCBI's taxonomy places the organism in Eukaryota, Metazoa, Mollusca, Bivalvia, Venerida, Veneridae. The transcript has a single exon. The record is from RefSeq and is a predicted model, not a curated record. Bases 31 to 774 code for a protein of 247 amino acids.